CCGUCAACAGUUUCGGAAUAUUCUAGACUGAAUACACAUGUUCUGUGCGAUGACUCCAUGUGCAUCAUAACCAACAAAAUGUGAUAGUGAUGAAGUAAUAAAUAAGUAAUAUAAUAUAACACCAGUCUCAUAUCAUUCGCGUCUAAAUUUCUGAGUGCGGCACUUGAAUAUUCAAAAUAUUAAAUUAAAAAUUAUCAAGCACUGUCUUUGGCUGCCGUGACAAUAUUCGACCAGUGAAUGUUAUUAUUUAUAAAAUAAUCACGCAAAAUUUACUCACUAAUUAAUGUAAUUACUUCCAAAGUUUGAAUAAUGGAAAAUGAAGAUAUUUACAACUUGAUCGUAAAAUUACUUAGCAAUUUAUAUACUCCAAAAGAUGGACAAAGUAAUGAAAGUAAUUCGUCGGCGAAUGCACAAGUCGUCCCGGUUGCUUCAUCGUCAAUGUCAUCGACGGUAUUUAUUACUUUGUUGACAGAAAUUUGUGAUAUGUUAAAAAAAAAUAAAAAGACUAGGGAUCGUAUGCAUUCAAGUUUUAAAGACAUAUGUGGUAAACUAGAAAUAAUUGAUAAUCCUAGUGAGUCAGCUGCUAUAAAUCAGCUUUCUAAUCAAUUUAAAAUAUUAUGUGAUGUUAUAAAGACAGUAUUAACUGCUAAUGACAUUGUACCAAAUCCGAGCAAUUCAGUGAGCAGUACACGAUACAAGAAUGAUUUUGAAGAAAUAAAAUUUAUCGCAUCCGGUAGUUUUGGAAAUGUCUAUAAAGCUCGUCACCAUCUUGACCAACACGAGUACGCCAUUAAAAAAAUUUUUGUAACACGUGAAAAGUCUUACAAAAUAUUAAAAAUAUUGGAGGAAGUAAAAACACUAGCCAGAUUGCAACAUAGAAAUAUAAUAUCGUACAGAAAUGCGUGGAUUGAAAAUGGUCCUUUAGACAAUGUACCACUUAUUGCAGACUCUGCAGACGAAGAGUCGACAGCUAGUAGUAAAAAUAUUGAUAGUCAUCAUAAUAGUCAUGAUAACUCGCCUCCGAAGUCAUCGGACCUAUCUAACUGCUUCAGGGAAUUGUCUGUAAGAGAUUACAAAGAAUCUGGGUGCUCUACUACUGUCGGUAUUAGGACUAAUGGUAAUAAUGGUAGCGAUAGUGAUGGUAGUAGUAACAGUAAUGGCAGCAAGACAAAUAUUUGUGCAAAUAAUGACGCUGAUUUUCAUGGUCAACUCAAGCCGCUAGUGAUAAAUAAGGGGAUUAGUGCUAAUGAUAAAAGUAUCGGUAAUUCCAAUUCGUCUGAGUCUAUUGAUUCGUUUAUUAGCUUUAGAGAAGAAAAUAGUAGUUCUAAUAGGAAUAGUCCUCCUUCAGCGUGCUGUUCUAAAGAAAAUAGUUCUGAUGAUGGAGACAAAAGUAGUUCCGAAGAAUUUUGUUUUGAAGAGAAUGAUGUAAAAAAAAUUGAUAUUGAAGAAAAUAAUUCUAAUUUAAAAAGAAAUAGUCAACAAGUUUGCGAAUACAAACCUAGACCAGAUGUUUUAGCUCUGUACAUUCAAAUGGCAUUAUGUGAAGAGACACUGAGAAAGUGGUUGGAUAAAAGAAAUAAUGCAAAUGAAACCAGCCCGGAACCAAUAAUUAAUGAAAUAUAUAAGCAAAUUUUGAUGGGCUUGCAAUAUAUUCAUUCGCGUGGCAUUGUUCAUCAUGAUAUUAAACCGGGAAAUAUUUUUAUUUCAACAUCAAAAAAACUUCAAAUACAGAUCGGAGAUUUUGGUCUAGCUUGCUUAUCUAAAGAAACUGAUGGUCAUAAACCAGUUGGGACUGAAAUGUAUGCAGCGCCUGAACAACUUAAUGGUAGUUGUGAUUCAAAGAGUGAUUUGUAUAGUUUCGGAAUCAUCCUUGUAGAGUUAAUAUAUCCAGCAACAACUUUCAUGGAGCUCAAUGAUAUAGUGAGAUCAUUAAAGCAAGGAAAAAUUCCUGAUUCUUUAGAUAAGCAGUACAAAAAAUACGCUGAAGUGAUCAUAAAACUACUAAUUGCUGAUCCUAACGAGCGGCCAUCAGCGGACAACCUACUACAAGAGUUUGAGACCAACAAGGAUUUCAUCAUAGAUAGACUAAAAGCAGAGAUUGAAGAUAAAGAAAAAGACAUAGAAUUUUUAACAAAUCUCAAUUUUAUGCUGUUAAAUUCAUUGAAAAAAGAAAAAGCAACAUUACGGGGUAUCAAAAUAAAAAGAGUACUCGGUGAUAUAAAAGAUAAGCACUUGAAAAAAAAGUGAUUUCCAGUCAAUAUUUUAAAAAAUCAAAAUGAUCUAUUUAUUUUUGUGUGAUUUUUAUAGUUACUUAGAUGUGUAUAGCCCGCGAUUUUUAUUAUCAGUUAUAAAUGUUAGUAAAUUCGUUCAGGGUAAAGUAUUAAAGAGGAAAGCAUGUACCAUAUAUUUUUUGUGAUAUUGCAGCCUUUUCAUGUACAUAGUUUUGUACCAUGACUGAAUAAUUUAAUGUAAAAAGUAAUAAUUUUUUUUAGAUAAAUCAAUUUUUAUACA
Molecule: messenger RNA, 2511 nt
Organism: Cotesia glomerata
Lineage: Eukaryota; Metazoa; Arthropoda; Insecta; Hymenoptera; Braconidae
Product: eukaryotic translation initiation factor 2-alpha kinase 1-like
Exons: 8
Coding region: 310-2247 (645 amino acids)
Biological process (GO): protein phosphorylation
Molecular function (GO): protein kinase activity; ATP binding
Source: RefSeq, a predicted model, not a curated record